AUGGUGCACAAUCGCGAUCACACGAAUCGUACAGCUGAAUUAGAAAGCCAACUUAAAAAUUUACAAGAAGAAAAUGAGAGACUACAGCAAUUGCUACGUGCACAUGUUCGUAGUGUUGAUCCAUGUUCUAAAAUACCAUUAUCACAAAGUUUUCCGUUUUAUAAAGACAAUACACGGGAUGAUAACUGCUCAACUCUUCCUACAACUUCUAAAGUUGGCAACAAUUAUUCGAACGACGAUAAUCAAACAACGGCAACAACAAAUUCUAGUCCAAGACCUUCUUCCUCAUCGUCAAAUAAUGGCAACAGCAGUGGAAUCAAUUUUGAGCAUUCAGAUAUAACCCUUAAUCAGAAUACAUUGAAUACAACUAAUCAAACGUCGACUCAAAAUGUAAAUUUCAAUAAUUUAGGACCAACAAAUCAGCAAAACUAUGUUGGACAAACCGUUUUAGGUAGUCAAUCGAAUAUAACACCAAAUUUUAACACAGUAAUACAAACGAAUGCAACGCCAUUCGUUCAAAAUAAUUCCAACACAUUAGUACAAAAUAAUACAAAUUUAAUACAACCAAUUAAUUUAGUUAAUUUUAAUACUGUUAGUCUAGACUCAUUUCAUUCGAGUUUAAGUUUAAAUUCGUUUCAGCAAUUACAACAACACGCUGGUGGUAGUCUGUUUUUUGCACCAAAUGGAGUUGUUUAUGUUUCAUCAACAUCACAAAUUGGUUCAACAUCAACAACAACAAGCUCUGUGAUAAAUACAUGCAGUACUUCGACAUCAAAUAUAACAACAACAACACUUAAAAAUGAGAUUGCAGACUCUUUGUCUCCAUCAUUAAUUCAAAAAUCAUCAUCGCCAAAUUUAUCUGAUACGCAGGCGUCGUUUUCAAAAUUUAUUCAAAAUAAUUUUACCGACGCAAAUUCGACAUUUUCAAAUACACAUACUAUUUUACCAUCUUUAACGACGACGACUGCUACGACGAAUCAGAUCAAUGAACAAAAUACAUAUUAUAUUUGUCAACCAAAGCAACUAACUGAAUCUACUUUUACAAAUACAGUCUCACAUCCUUCUACAAAUUCAUCGUCAAUUAUGACCAAUACGCCAACAAUAACUACUACAACCAUAGCAUCGCAACCGAUUCGACCGAGACCGAUCGCAGUUUCAUCGACCAGUGAUAUUGACGGAAAAUCAACUGAUAUGCAUAUGUCAAAUGGAAAUUUAAAUAAUGAAGUUAAAGAUGAGUCUCCAGCAAAUAUGACAGGAAAUGAUGCUAAUGCAAAUAAACAAAAACAACCACGACCAAUAAGGCCUAAACCCUCUACCAGACCGAACGCUGUACAGGUUUACACACCAAUAAUUAUCAACGAUAUGAAACCCACCAAUUAUAUGCAGACAAAUAUUCAACCAAUUAGUAUGGCACAUCAAAUUCCCAUACUACCGUCUAAUACACAAUCGAACACGUCGAAUUAUGGUACACCACUAGUCGUUCAUUCCAGCAGCCAAUCUUUAUCGACUACGACGGCAAGCCUUCCAGCACUAUCACCGCCAAUAGAAAAUUCUAAAACAACAAGUUUACUGCCGUUUGAAUCAACAUCGGCAAAGUUGAUACCCACUACCAAUACUAAUAACAGUAAUAUUGCUACCACUAUAAACAACACGUUAAUCCGACCAAAAUCGGUUGAUGUUAGCAGUUUAUCAACAGUAACAUCGAAUAAUUCAAAUAACAUUUUAACAUCAAAUUCUUUAUCAUCAAUGUCGAAUAAUUCAUUGCCGACAGCUAUAAGAAACUCAACACCAACAACGACGAGCACUUCCUCAUGUAAAAUCAAAAAUGGAAAAGUACCGCGCACUCGUACGGGUUCGACAACAUCGAGUCGUCGAAAAAAGGCAACUGAUAUUAGUAAUGUUACCAACAUGACAACGACAUCAGAAUCACAAUUAUUACCGAUACAACCCAAAACAUCGGCACCUGCACUUGUUCAAAUAGCACCGAAUCUACAACGAACGCUUAGCACAUCGGGUAUGCGUCCAUUAGCACCUGCUAUACCCGGUACAAAUCAACAACGAUCAUCGAUGUCUAAUACAACAGUAACAGCAAGUAAGAAAAAUUCAAAAAAGAAAAAUCCAUCGAAUUCUACAAAACGUUCGAAAACGAUCGUUCAAUAUCAUAAUGAAAGUGUUCUAUCGACUAAUGCUGCUGCUAAAACGUUUCAGACAAAUCCUCUUGUACCAUCACGUCCGUCUUCUGUACAAGAUUCAUCUAACAUGCUUUCACCUAUUCAAUCAACAGUUACACCUACACGACAGCAGGAUCAGUCACCAUUAUCUCAAAAUCAUUUACAAGAAGAAGCUGCAAAAAUAUUUCAAAAAUUAAACCAAGAUAUUUUAUCGACAAAUUUAAUUUUACCAGAAGAACAACAAAGUGUUAAUCUAUUGUUGACUGAAGAAGGAUCAAAAGACACAUCAGUCUGUCUUCAACAUCAACAAUCAUGGACAUCUUAUUCAGCACAGCAGAGUGUUGAAUCGUGCUCAUCUCCAAGUACAAUGGCAAAAACUCGCCAAAGUCUUAAUCAGAUUGAUGUUCGACGUAUCAUUACAAGUUCAUUAUGUGAAACAAAUAACAUUCUCACACCAUCAUCGAAUAUUCUUCAACAACGAACAACAGAUGCCACGUUUCAAACAAUAUCAAAUAAUCAUCGGCCCAUUCAAGUACACAAUAUUUAUUCUCAAAGCAUGUCUACGAGUAGUAUGCCAACAUUAGACGAAUUUUUUAAUUCAAAUGAACAUGUUGGAGAUUUUGAAAAUUUUGAUGUUGCAGCAUUAACAGAAACAGAAGGUUUAAGGAAUGAUUAUGGUGUUAGCGAUCAAUUAAACAUUUUAUCAGCUACAACAACUGCUGAUACAUUAAGAGCAGAAGUAAAUAAUAUGAAAAAGCUUGAUAGUAUCGUAAACGAAAAUGCUAAUUAUGCAGGAAAUGAUGUUGAAAAUGGAUGUGAAGACGAUGGCGUAGUUGAUGAUGAUGACGUAAUUAUAAAUUCUUUUAGUGAACAAUCAUUUGAAGAAUUGGUCGAACAUUUUGAUCUUGAAACAGUUAAAGCAACAUUUAAUCAGUUGGCUGUUGAUAAUAAUGAUACAACAUUAGCUAGUUUAAUAGAGACGGUGAACGAUGAUACAUCCAUUGUUGAUAAAGAACAAGAACAGCAUAUCGAACAGUUUUUACAAGGAUUUCACGGAACAGAUAAUUUGUUACAAUUAACAGCAAACGAUAAUUCAAUGUAUUAUUUUAGUGAUCAUCAGUCUAAUUUUAACAAUCAUCAUCAAAAAACGUCUUUAAUGAACAAUAGUAUAUUAGUGACAACCGUUCCAUUGCAGACAACUAUCGAUUAUACCACAUCAUUCCAGCCAACAACAUGGUAUAGUUCAACGACUCCGACUACUCGUCUGAUGCCUGACGAGGGAACACAACUAAAACCAAUUAACAUUGAACCAUUAGCAUUUCAAGAAAUUCUCAACGAUUUACAGCGGUCAGUUCAACCUGUUAUCCAUCAGACGUUGUAUUCACAACAACAUCAACCGUCUCUCACUUCUUCCCCACAAGAUGCAAAUAUUAUCUCUCAGGAUUUUCCUUACUUAAUACCAUCAACUAAUAUUCAGCCGGCUAUUAUCAAAACACCAUUAGCAAAUUAUUCAUCGUAUAUGGGACCAACCACAACUCCACCAACUAUUUUGACUGUACCAUUAUUAAUAGGAAACGAAUCAAUAUCAAACUCAGAUCAAAUUAUUAUUCAACAAGAAUCAUCAUCUGCCACAUACAAUAUCGAUAAUCUAGAUAUACAAUUGAGUUAUUUUCAAGAACAACAAGAUCUUUUACAAAAACAAUUGGAAGAAUGUCAAACAUUAGAAUUUCAUGCGAAUCAAUUAGAUCUCAAUGAGUUAAGUGCCACUUCUAUUGAAGUAAACACUGAAGUACAACAACAAAAUGUAUCGGUUACAGAUUCCAUAAAUCAUCUUGCCAAAGAACAAACAUUAUCGCCAUUACAGCUCGUACAAUCAUGUUCAUUACAAUCAUCUCCUAAUUACCGUUUACAAUCACCAAAAUGUCGUAAAUCACAUAACAAAUUUAGCUCACCUUUACCGCGACCCUCUUCUCAGCCAGCACCGCUCACAUCGAAAUAUUUGUACACUGAUUCACCACUAAUCAUAUCAGAAUUAACAUCAUCCUCUCCUAAUAAAAUUUUCAAUCAAGAACAAUCGGCUACUGUAACAAUGGAUGAAAUGAAUUUUGGUUGGUCAACAAACGAUAAGAAAAAACAAACUUCAUCAUUCGAACAAUUAUCUGUUAGUCAAACUUCAACAGAUGCUGACGUCUCUUUUUUUGAACAACAGUGUUAUGAUAAUCAAAAUCAGUUGCUAUUAUCAGGAACAGUAACAAUACAAGCUGAUUUUACUGAAAAAAACGAAUCAGGAACUCAAACAUUUAAGGAAAAUUCUGAGAAUUUGUUUGAGACUAAAAAUAAAGAUUUAUCUUCAUCAGAUAACGAAGUUACAAUGUUACCUAUGACAUUCGAUGCUGAUUCAUUUUCGUCACCCUAUCCAAUGGCUACAUCUAAUUCGACCAUACAUAAUCGGUCUCAAUAUUACAUUGAUCGUAAAGAAUUGUCAACUCCCAUUCGUUUAUCAUCUACAAUGAAAACAACAACUCAAGGAUUACCUGCCUUUGCUCAACCGUCAUUAUCUUCGAAACAACACGCAAUAAGUUUAAAUUCAUCGUGUACAUUAAUCGAUAUUGAUUCUUUAUUAUCACCAACAAAACAGAACGAUCUUGCUAAAACAACAUUAUUUGAAAGAGAUAAAGACGAUGCUGAUGACAUAGUAUCAUAUUCUCCUAUUUCUGAUACAAUGGAUGCAUCCGUGUUUGCUCAUCAUACAGUAGCUAGUUCACCAGUUUCAUCACCAUUACCUGUUUCAACACAAUCAGCAUCGUCAACAGUUAUGCAGCCAGUUCCUUCACAAGUAUCAAACAAACCCUGUAUUAUAUUUGAGCCAAUAUCAUCACCAUCAAGUGCAUCAUCACCGAAUCAUUCGCCAUUGAAAUACAGUAGCAUAAGUAGUAACUGUGACGAUGAUAAUAACGAUUCACCACAUCGUUCCAUACUUUGUACAGCAUUUUUAAAUAAUACAACAGAUGUUAUGCUACCCUUAUUAUCAACAGUUGAUCUGAGUAAACCAAGAAAUGAUAAAAAUAAAUUAUUUUUUACAAAUUCUGAAAAUGAUAAAUAUCCAACGCUUGAAACAGUGGAUAACGAUGGAAUUUUAAUCGUUGAAGAAACGGGCAAAAUAACGGAUACAUAUACAAAACGAAUAAGUUUUGAUCAAAAUGGAUCUGGUUUAAAUAGUGAUGAUGAUUUAGAACAGUUAUUAUUAGAAUCCAAUUUACAACCUCAACAAUGUAAAACUGAUGACGAAAUUCUUGAUUUAACUAAUACUGUUAUCGAAACACAAGGAGUUAUUAUGGAUAUUUACUCAAAACCAACGAUUAGUUUUUCUCUUGAUGAUCUUGAUUCAUUAGUCGAUCAACUAGAAAAUGAUAAACCUAUUGAUGAAAUAACGAGUUUAAAAAGGAAAUCAAUAUCGACUGCUCCAUCACUCAUUUCACUAUCGGAUGAUGAAAAUGAACAUUGCUCAUCAGCUACCAAGAAACGUCGUUUAACAAUACGAUCCAGUACGGAAUCAGUUAAACGUUUAUCUUUUCCACUGAUGGAUAAUUUUUAUAGUCCAGUAUCGAUGGACGAAAAUGAACAUGAACAAAUAACAACAAGUACCGUGAUAAAUAAACAUCAGUUAUUAGAAAAUAUUUAUUUACGUUAUCGUCGUCAACAUUUUAUUAAUCAAGUAAGAAGUGUCAAUUUGAGUAUUGUUAGUCUUCGUAAAACAGAUUCUCAACAUGGUGAAUUAGAAGUUGAAUUAGUUCCAAAUUCAGACUAUCAAUCAUUAAUUUCAACGAAUGGAAAGAAAGAAAACGAUGGCCAACAACAGUUAAUUGACCCAAUCAUUGAACAAAAACAAUCAUCACCGGCAACUAAGCUAAUUGAACAAAUUCUGAUGUCACCUAACGAUGAUGUAAUAUUUAUACGUGAACAAAAUUCUACGUUUAAAGAAGAAAGAAAUCGAAAAAUGAAAAUUUCACCAAAAAAUGAUGGAAUACCAAAUUAUGAUGUGGAAUUAGAUGAACAGUGCACAAGUUCACCACCCAUCAAACUGAAAUAUAAACAGGAAAUGAUGCAUAAAACAACAAGCAGUUUAGAAUCAACAACAACAAUCAACAACAAAAAUCGUUCUAAACAAGCCAAUGUUAACGAUAUAAAUUGUUCAGUGCUGCAUGAACAAAAAGAAAUAAAUACAGUUAAAAGUGAUAAACAAUUGAAUAAGAAACAGACGUCAUCGAGAAAGCGAGACGGUUUAAGUCAUAAAAAACGACGUAACGCUGAUAUAAUGAUGCUCAGUGAAAACUUAGCUUCUUAUAAUAUUCCUGCUCAAGUAGUGGAAACAGAAAAAGAACAACAAUCUGAAGACCAACCGUUAAAAACCGAUUUAAAUAUCUUUGAUUUAUGCUUAUCUGAAAACCAUGACAAUAAAAUGACAGAACUAAGCAAAACAUUGACAGAUCAAUUAUCAUUGAAUAACUGUGUAAAGCAUCGUUCAAAAAAAUCAAAUAGAAAACAUCAUCAUCAACAGGAAAUUACAGAUAAUCAAAACGAAUCAAGCAGUAGAGAAUCAACAAAUUAUGAUGAAACUGUCAAAUUUACAAUAACUCCGUCACUAUUACCUAGUGAAUAUAGCGAACGGCCACCUCUACGCAUAACAAUUCGAAAGAAAGAAACACAACCACGGCCAUCAACAAGACAUGGUCCAUCAUCAACAACAACCAUGGCUGAAAUAAUUCAUGUUGAACAUCCUGAUUGUAAUUUAGGAACAGUAUUAACUUCAUCAUCACUACCAAAAACAAUAAAGAAAAGAUCAAGAAGUAAGAAAUAUAUGGCCAGUGAAACAAAUGAGACUGCUCAUAUUCAAACAAAAAAUCAAGAUACGCUACUUAGUGAACCAGAGACUCAAAGUCAAUCUGAUUUUCACGCCACAAUCAGUGUAGAUGAUGAAAAAACUUCAUUAGAGUCCGAAACGCCUAAAGGUUCGAAAACAAAAGUGAAAAAAUCUAAAAAAUCUCGGCAUCGACGUGCUAGAACUAAUCGUAGUCAACAGUCAAAACGUUCAACAAAAACAAAAGAUCAGUUCGAGAAUGAAGACGAUAAACAGAUAACAACUGAAUAUGCUGGAUUGACAAGAUUUGAAGCACAAAUGUUCAAUUGGACUCAAAAAACGAAUCAACAACAACCACAACAGCAUACGGUUGAACAUGAUGAUACAAAUGUAAAUAACAGUGAUAGUGAUGUGAUAUUGAUUAAUUCUCCCGUAGGAUCACCUUUGAUACAACAACAUAAAGUCAGGUUAAAAGAGGAAUUGAAAAUGAACAAUGAUACUAAAUCAUCUCCGAUCAUUGACGCAUCGAAUGAACAACUGAUUGAUACUACUGCUGCUACUGUUGAUGUAGAGGCAAAGAAAGGAGAUAACAUAUCAGAAACAAAAUUUGAUGAUGGUAUCGAAAAAGAAGUGUGUUCAAAUAGCAAUGAUUCGAAGCUAAAUUCGCAAGAAAAAACAAUAUCUCGUACAAGCACACCUCAAACACAAAUAUUUUCGGAAACAUCUGUUUCUGUUGCUUCUCCGGCGCAACUGUUACCACCACCGCCUCUGAUUCAGAUUGAAGAUAAUCAUUGCCAAGAAUUACCAUUAACAACAUCAGCGUGUAUUGCAGCAUUUCCAGCUACUCAACAUUCGUCUGUCUCUGAUAAAUUAUUAACUAACUGUGAUAAACGUUUAAAUGAUGAGUUAACGGCGUUAGCCACAAACCAAAGUAGACAUAAUGACAUCGAUAAUUUUGUAUAUCAUCCACAUCCGAAACAAAAAGCAAAAAAUUACCCUCGUCUAUUAGAUACUGCACAUUUACCAAUAUCAGAUCUAACACCGCCACCAUCAUUACCAAUGGACAACACGAGAUUAGAAUAUGGCAUUAAAAAUAGUUCGUAUUCUGAAUUACAAACAUCAUCCCAUGGAAAUUAUUGUAGUUUUGUCAAUAAAUCGAAGUCACCAUCUAAAACAUUCAGAUCUCUCUCUCCAAAUAAAAAAUCAUCGCUGCAAUCAUCCUCAUCUCAUCGCGAUAUUAACAAUAAAACUUCUCAUAAUAGCAAUCAUUCUUCCACCUCACAUAAAUCCUCAUCUAACAGAUCAUCGGGUAAAAGAGACCAUAUAUCUAAUUUAGAUAACAGUUAUCAUCCUUUUUCUCCAGAGCAACAGCAACAGCCUUCAUGUCGUUUUUCGAAAUCAAAAAGUAACUCAAAUUAUUAUAAUCCGUUUCCAAAUCCUUUUUCAUUACCCAACGAUAUAGCAUCGUCUUAUUUCACUAAUGAUCUUGUGCAAAGUGCUGCAAUUGCUGCUGCCUCUCAACAACAACAUCCAAAUAAUAAUAAUCACAACAACAGCAGUAAUCGUCAAAAUAAUAACAAUAAUUACCGUCAUUCACGAAAAAAUCAAACAUCAUCGCACCAUCGGAAAACAUCAAAUGAAACAUCAUCACGUAAUCCAUUUUCUAGUCAUUCACGUUCAUCUUCAUCCCACAUGACUGGUCCACCACAUUCAUUCGAACAGCAUUCACAGUACAAUCCAUCCAUGACCACUGAUUUUCAUUCAUCACAUCAUUUUCCACCACGAGCACUUAUGGACGAACAGAAUAUAGCUGCAACAAUGUACAAUGCAGCUGCAUUUCAAGCCGCCGCAUUUGGUUUUAAGUCUCUUAAUGAUACUCAAUCAUCGCCAGAUGUUGAUGCAUUAUUUCAUCAUCCAUCAAUGAAAUUUGCUCAUAAUCAUCAUCCAUAUCCAUUGUUAGCUUCACACCAUCAUCACUCAUCGAUGCGAGCAGCUGCACAACAAUUCAGUUCUGGUUUUAUGCUUUUCCACAUAGUAAGUCCUUUAACGGGUUCAAAAGCCACAAUCAUCACAACAGACACAACAACUCCAGACACAGUACCUGUUCUCAUUCAAUCGUCACACCGUGUUCGUCAAACUGCGUUAUCAGAAAAAAAUCAAUACGUUGCUGCUGUAACGUCACGAAAACGAGCAUUUCCUUAUCAUGAUGUCAAUGAAACAAUUUAUCAAUCACAUCGGCGUACACGUGAACGUUUAACAAAAGGAUUAAGACAUUUCAGUAAAAAAGUCUGUAAUAAAGUUCAAGAAAAGGUGGUUACAACCUAUAAUGAAGUUGCUACUGAAUUGGUCAAUGAACAUUCAGUGGAAGAAGGGCGACAUAUCAUGGAUGAUGAUUUAGCCUAUGAGCAAAAAAAUAUUCGUCGGCGUGUGUAUGAUGCCAUUAAUGUUCUUAUGGCAAUGAAUAUAAUAUCAAAAGAUAAAAAAGAUAUUAGAUGGAUCGGAUUUCCUGUCAAUGCAUUAUUUGAAUGUGAAGUAUUAGAUAACAAAAUAAAUGCAGUAAAACAAUCUAUUCGAGAAAAAGUUCGACUAGUAGAAGAAUCAUUGUUAAAGGAAGCAGCAUUAAGAAAACUUGUCAAACGAAAUUCUGAACGUUCUUCAACGCAAAGUUUAAAUAGUGUUUGUUAUUUACCAUUUUUGGGUUUUACAACAUCGAAUGGCACUCAAAUUGAAUCAAUAAUAUCAGAAGACGGUCGUGAUGUAUUUCUUAGUUUCGAUCGAAAAUUUGAGAUUAUUGACGAUACAGAUUGUUUACAUCGAUUGGGUUUAACUGACGAAUUACGUGGACGAACAAGUGAUAUGGCAGAAUUAGAAAAGACUCGUUUAUUACUACCAGAAACGUUUCAUGAUUUUGUAACUGAAAUGUGUCUUGCUGGAAAACUUCGACCUUUAUAUGAACGAUCGAACACUAGUUCAAAUACAAAACGGCCACAAUCUCACACACAACAACAGAUCAUAAAAUCAUCACCUCUCAAACCUACCAUGGAACCUCAAUUACCUCCACCUCUAAUUUUUGUUCCUCCAUCAUGUUUUGAUGAGGCAAUGUUUAAAGAUGAUGAACAAGAAGAAGAAUAUAUUGUCGAUGAUGAAGAAGAUGACGAUGUAUUAUCAUUAUCAUCAGAAGAAGAAAUAGACAACGAACAACAACAAGAAUCUGAAAGUUCAUUUUCAAAAACUAAUCGUGUUGAACCUGAUACUCAUACGCUUAUCACGGCGAAAACAUAA
Messenger RNA from Didymodactylos carnosus, 10311 nucleotides. The record is from the annotation of a GenBank genome assembly. NCBI's taxonomy places the organism in Eukaryota, Metazoa, Rotifera, Eurotatoria, Philodinida, Philodinidae.